Symbiodinium natans is the source of this 1629-nucleotide messenger RNA. NCBI's taxonomy places the organism in Eukaryota, Dinophyceae, Suessiales, Symbiodiniaceae. The record is from the annotation of a GenBank genome assembly.
AUGGGGAGAUCGUGCCUGGAGCUGCAAUAUGGCGUACUGUGGAACAUUGUGGAACUUGUGCUUGUCCUCCUCCAGACUCUCUCCAACCAACCUCUGCUCCUGGCAGCAGCGAAGCCACGCAACGUGCGCUUCUUUGCCAAGGAACACGCCUUCGAUUUCGAAGAGACCGUCGAAGACUGGUUCCAGAAGCGAUUUCAAAAGAAGAUCCAAACCUGCCACAGCCUGGAAGAGGAGGUUUCCGGAGUCGUGCUCAUGGGAAGCAAGUCGAAAACCUUACAGCUUGUGAAGCUUCAGUUCCAGGAACACAAGGUGAAGCGAGUGUUUCAUGCGCUGGUCCUGGGCCAUCCGAGCUGGGAUGAUGCAAAGUUCAACACACCGGUGAAAGGAGGGCGACCGUGGACAUUGGCGAAGACCCUGCGGCGGGGUUUCUGGGCCGCCAUUGCCGGCGCUGCAACGCCGCAGCCGAUCGCUCUUGUGGAGGCUUGGACUAUGGUUGGACGAACACAUCAGAUCCAGGAGCACCUCCGCGCAGCUGGACACCCCGUGUUGGGAGACAUCCGCCACGCUGACAUGCCAGAGACGCCGUUUGGAGACGCAGAGCUGCAUUGCUUCCGAGUCUUCCUACACCUUUCGAGACUGGAGCUGUGCCUGCGUGAAGAGGAGCCCACUUUUGUGGAAGUACCACAUGGGUUCGACUGCCACAUAGUUGAUUUGCCGGAAGUGCGUCGCUUGCCGGCCACAGCGCCGCUUGAGUCGCUGCAGUGUUUGGGAACGGAGGUCCUGGACAAAGCCACUGGGUCGGAUGCUGUGGCGCGGCUCAGGCAGUGGUCCUUCCUGGUCAGCACUGACCGAAUCUCGAGAUGUGAUUGCCUGUGGCUCUUGGACCGGUUUCCCGAAAGCUUGACCAACUUCACACCACAUGAGGUGUGGGCAGGUGAAGGCUUCGUAGUGCUGCACAAGCCCUUCAACAGGCUUCUAUACCACAAGAAGCGGCUCCCGAAGGACCUCCCACUAAUGGAUUGGGUCCGAGGUGCUUACCCUCACGAAUCUCCUCGCCUUUGCCAUCGGCUCGACUACGGCACUUCAGGUGUCUUGCUCAUUGCUCUGAACCGCGACACCGCCCGGCAAAGCCUGGACUGGUUCUCCAAGCGUCAGGUAAAGAAGGUCUACCACGCCAUAGUCUUCGGACUUCCAACCUGGCACGACGAGCACACUCUGUCUGCACCACUGCACGGCAAAACUGCCGAAACAACAGUUAAGGUCAUCCAGCAUGGCAGUUGGCUCGCUUCAGAACGGCCCUUCGCUGCCUCGCUUGUCGAGGCAUCGCCUCAGACGGGGCGGACACAUCAGAUCCGUUUGCAUCUGGCGAUGGCAGGGCAUCCGAUCAUAGGUGACACGGACUACUCGCCUUCGUUUGCGCAUCGCCUUUACUUCAGGCUCUGUUUGCAUGCCACCAGCAUCAGCCUCCCAUUGCCAUUGGGAGAAAGCAGUGUUACUGUGCAUGCGAAGCAUCCAUUUGACGCGUUGCUUGGCCAUUUUCACGAGGAUGUAGAGAGUCUGGUGAUCCCGUCCCUCUUCUCCGACGCGAGAAGUGACUCACACGAUUCUUUUCAAGAUGGUCCAGAGUGA